This is a messenger RNA of Paralichthys olivaceus (Japanese flounder), 1624 nucleotides long. Lineage: Eukaryota; Metazoa; Chordata; Actinopteri; Pleuronectiformes; Paralichthyidae. The record is from RefSeq and is a predicted model, not a curated record.
AGGAGGCGCUGGUGUUUUCAUAUGGGACAGUUGGCCUACAUACACUUCCACUGCAUUUGGGCAGUGACAGCGAGUACGAGGUGGACCCCAACCGACAGAAGACCCACUCCUUCGUCAACCACUACAUCAGCGACCCCACCUACUACAACUCUUGGCGCCGCCAGCAGAAGGGUAUAUCCCGGGCGCAGGCCUACAGCUACACCGAGUCUGAGUCGGGUGACCCGGACCACUGCGCCCCGCCCCCGCUGCCUCCUCUACCUCCGCUGCCACCCCAGCUCAGUUCACCUAGCCCCCAGCCUCAGCAGGCCCAGGGUCAGCCCCAGGGCCAGCCCCAGGGUCAGCCCCAUGGUCAGCCACAGGGCCAGCCCCAGUGCCAGCCCCAGGGCCAAGGCAGUCUGUUUAGGCCAAAAGGUAGCCGGACUCCCACCCCCUCCCAGCAGAGCUCCAACCCCCCCAGCCAGCACAGCACCCUCUACAGGCCCCCGAGCAGUCUAGCACCAGGAUCGCGGGCCCCAAUUGCUGGCUUCUCCUCCUUUGUGUAAAAAAAAUCCUGAAAAGGACUAGAAAAUUUCUGGAAAUAUCAACCCAACUCGUGUUGAAGGAGAACAUUGCAUUGCCUAAUGCGCGGUCAACCCAAUCAAGUCCUUGUUUUUCAUUGCUUUUCUUUUUGAUAUGUAAUUUUUUUCUUAUUCAGCCUGGAUCAACACUAUGAGACCUUGACCUUUAGCACUUUUUUUGUCUAAUGAGUGUAUGUGUGCUAAUGUAGACUUCGAAUUCUUUCACUGGUUGAUAAAAUACUCGCGACAACUAAUUCACUUUUAUUUUGCUAGUUGAACUAUUUGCAUGACUUUUUCUUACAUUUAUUUCCUACUCUUUUGUUACUUUUGUUGGAGCACAUUCAAAUGGUCAUGUCUCUGAUUAUGUACAAAGCCACAAGAAUCUCUGAACACACAUGCAUAUAAAUAUACAUAUAUAUAGUAGAUGUACCUAGAAGACAAAAUCAUGCCGAUGCUGAGUAUGCAUUGAAGGAGACUGAUGAUGAAGAUGGAGCCAUGUUUGUAGAAACGAAAGGACAAACGUUUAUUUGGAUGGCCUGGAUGUAAAAACUAAAAAAAGAGGAAGAAUUAAAGGGCGGACGUGGAUGUGGAAUUAAUGCCAAAUCAAACAUAUUUUAACGUGUUGGCUGGAAGAGUUUAAAGUGGACAUUGGAGGUGCAUUCUCCAUGGAAACGGCUCUCUGGCCUUUAGCACACAUACAUAGAAAAGUAGGACAUCAUUAGGCCACGGCGGGUCAAAUGUGACUGUGCUGUGCCUGAAGGAUCCUGUGGAUAUAUGAAGUGAGUGUAUAUCUGUUGAAGUGAUUUAGUCUUUUAAGUCUUUUUUGUGAGUGUAUUACAGUGAAUCAAAGAUGCCUUGAUAGAGAAAUACUUAUUUAUGAUAUCUGGCACCUGAAAAUGCUCACGGUGCCCCUGACUGUGGCAUCGUAAUGGCUGGCCUCGCGCUACUAGAGCCAUCUUUUAAUCCUGACAGAUGUGGGCCGUGAAUUCAUUUGCAUACACAACCCAUAACUUUUUCUUUCCACCCUUUGCUGGCUCUCGUAUACAGUACACACACACACACACACA